AUGACGGUUGCUGCACCUCCAGUCCCUCCCACUACUCUGCAUGAGAAUGGUCCCGUCCAUGCUCACGGCCCCGUCAAUCCCAUGACGCUGCCUCGCUUCCACCCUAUCGCCAUGAACCCCAAUCAGCAUAUGCCUCCCGAUCCCGCCAUGCAACACCACUUUCGUCCAUAUCCUCCUCCCCCGCCGCCGCAGCAACGUCCUCAUCCCCCUCCUCAUCCGGCGCAGGAGUCCGGUCUGCAUCCGUCUCAUAUAGAGCAUAUUGAAGCCCGGUUGAGACAAUUGGAAAAUGAAGAGGCGGCGCGUAUGGCUGCGAGGAGUCAGCUGCUUGCGAUUCGAAAGCGGGAGGAUGAGGAUUUCCGUCGGAUGACGGAGAAUGCAGAGGCUGAGGAAGAGGAACUCCGGAGACAACGGAAACGACUCAAGAGAGAAUCCAUGGGUAUUGGGGUAAAUGGAUCGACCAUGGACUCGCCGCCUCUGCGGCCAACGCCGCCGCGUCGAUUGUCCGAAACAAAUGCUGCGACGACAUUGGCCUUUUUCAAGCAGCAGACGCCUCCCGAUCCUCGUCCGCUCCCUACCCCUCCGUCCCAAGCUCCGCCCCACCCUCACACUCAUCCUCAUCCUCAUGCACACCCAGCACAUCCGCAUCAACAUCAGCACCAGCAUCCGCCGCAACCUCAUCCUCACCCUCACGCACAUCCGCAUCCACAUGCUCAUCCGCACCAUGUUCAAGUCCAUCCUGCUGUUCCACAGGCUGCACCCUUACCGCCUCAGCCCCACCAUCCGGCCCCCUUUGAUCCAUCAAGUGGCUCUAUCCGUAAGAAGCAGAAGUAUACGAUCAAAAACGUCGAAGCGUGGGGUGAGCGUCAUGGACGUCCCGCAGCUCAUGACCCUUCCGGACGUGCACUGUGGAAACGUCCCUCGGAUGGAAACCUAGUCUAUCUGACAUGCCCUAUCCCCGGAUGCGGGAAAGCGGACUUUGUUACACUGCAUGGCUUCAUGUGUCACCUGACCAAGAAGCAUAAAGACCGUACUUUGGGAAGCCAGUCGCGAGCCUUGGAAGUUUGCGGUGUAGUCUAUGACCCGAACGCUCCCCUGCCUCCUGUCCGGACGGUGCAGCGGGCGUCUACAGAAGAGAGCCGGUUGGAAUCCAACCAAGCAGACGGGGACGGGUAUCCACAGGAAAUGGAAUAUUCGACUGCCUCUGAUGAAGAAGAGGAUCACGACACGUAUGCGGUUAAAACAGAAGCCACAGAAAAUCUGGAGCAGCAGGCACGGAUAGAAGAAUCUAACCCCGCAUUGCCCCCCGCGGCACCAUCUAAUACGAACGGGUCGACCAAGCAGUCGAUUUCGUCUAUUAUUGAUAAUCCUGAAUCGACAGCGCCGCCGCCGUCAUCUAGCGAGACACCAGCAUCUGCUUCCCAGGAGCAGACCACACCAGUCAAAGAGAGGGUCGAACCGACCGAGCCUUCUUCAGACCGAGAACCGAGUGAAACCAAAGAAGCCGAGGUAAAAACCGAGGCAAAAUAA
Molecule: messenger RNA, 1527 nt
Organism: Aspergillus chevalieri
Lineage: Eukaryota; Fungi; Ascomycota; Eurotiomycetes; Eurotiales; Aspergillaceae
Exons: 2
Coding region: 1-1527 (508 amino acids)
Source: RefSeq, a predicted model, not a curated record